Gorilla gorilla gorilla (western lowland gorilla) is the source of this 2507-nucleotide messenger RNA. RefSeq names its product NOP58 ribonucleoprotein (gene NOP58). Gene Ontology annotation, cellular component: box C/D methylation guide snoRNP complex; small-subunit processome. The transcript is spliced from 15 exons. NCBI's taxonomy places the organism in Eukaryota, Metazoa, Chordata, Mammalia, Primates, Hominidae. Bases 686 to 2278 code for a protein of 530 amino acids. The record is from RefSeq and is a predicted model, not a curated record. Gene Ontology annotation, molecular function: snoRNA binding.
AGGCCAUUCUCCUGCCUCAGCCUCCCGAGUAGCUGGGACUACAGGCGCCUGCAACCACACCCGGCUAAUUUUUUGUAUUUUUAGUAGAGACGGAGUUUCACCGUGUUAGCCAGGAUGGUCUCGAUCGAUCUCCUGACCUUGUGAUCCGCCCUCCUCGGCCUCCCAAAGUGCUGGGAGUACAGGCGUGAGCCACUGCGCCCGGCUAGGAGAAUUUCUUGAACCCGGGAGGCGGAGUUUGCAGUAAGCCGAGAUCACACCACUGCACUCCAGCCUGGGUUACAGAGCAAGACUCCGUCUCAAAAAAAAAAAAAAAGAAAGAAAAAAGAAAAAAAGGCGCAAAGGCUCCGUUCAGGCCCUAGAUCCCGCGAUACAAACUUUCUCGGCCCGCCCCAGCCCGCUGUGGCGGGAACAUUCUGGAAGUGACGGCAAUCUCUGCGGCAGUCUUCUGUCGGAAGUGACGUCGCUAUCCCAGAAUCCUCAGAGAAGGAGAAGCGCGUUCGUGCGUCCGAGGUCCAGUACAGCGUGGAGGGCUUAGGCAGCGUGUUCUGAUUCUUUGCGGGACGGCGAGCGCAUUUGUGCUUUGCCCGCCGCGGCCUAGGAGGCCUUUUGAGGGCGCGUAGUCGGUGUUUUUGAAUUGACUCCACAGCUUCUGGCGGGCCGUGCGGCGCCCUGACCCGGCCUCACCAUGUUGGUGCUGUUUGAAACGUCUGUGGGCUACGCCAUCUUUAAGGUUCUAAAUGAGAAGAAACUUCAAGAGGUUGAUAGUUUAUGGAAAGAAUUUGAAACUCCAGAGAAAGCAAACAAAAUAGUAAAGCUAAAACAUUUUGAGAAAUUUCAGGAUACAGCAGAAGCAUUAGCAGCAUUCACAGCUCUGAUGGAGGGCAAAAUCAAUAAGCAGCUGAAAAAAGUUCUGAAGAAAAUAGUAAAAGAAGCCCAUGAACCGCUGGCAGUAGCUGAUGCUAAACUAGGAGGGGUCAUAAAGGAAAAGCUGAAUCUCAGUUGUAUCCAUAGUCCUGUUGUUAAUGAACUUAUGAGAGGAAUUCGUUCACAAAUGGAUGGAUUAAUCCCUGGGGUAGAACCACGUGAAAUGGCAGCUAUGUGUCUUGGAUUGGCUCACAGCCUGUCUCGAUAUAGAUUGAAGUUUAGCGCUGAUAAAGUAGACACAAUGAUUGUUCAGGCAAUUUCCUUGUUAGAUGACUUGGAUAAAGAACUAAACAACUACAUUAUGCGAUGUAGAGAAUGGUAUGGCUGGCAUUUCCCUGAAUUAGGAAAAAUUAUUUCAGAUAAUUUGACAUACUGCAAGUGUUUACAGAAAGUUGGCGAUAGGAAGAACUAUGCCUCUGCCAAACUUUCUGAGUUGCUGCCAGAAGAAGUUGAAGCAGAAGUGAAAGCAGCUGCAGAGAUAUCAAUGGGAACAGAGGUUUCAGAAGAAGAUAUUUGCAAUAUUCUGCAUCUUUGCACCCAGGUGAUUGAAAUCUCUGAAUAUCGAACCCAGCUCUAUGAAUAUCUACAAAAUCGAAUGAUGGCCAUUGCACCCAAUGUUACAGUCAUGGUUGGGGAAUUAGUUGGAGCACGGCUUAUUGCUCAUGCAGGUUCUCUUUUAAAUUUGGCCAAGCAUGCAGCUUCUACCGUUCAGAUUCUUGGAGCUGAAAAGGCACUUUUCAGAGCCCUCAAAUCUAGACGGGAUACCCCUAAGUAUGGUCUCAUUUAUCAUGCUUCACUCGUGGGCCAGACAAGUCCCAAACACAAAGGAAAGAUUUCUCGAAUGCUGGCAGCCAAAACCGUUUUGGCUAUCCGUUAUGAUGCUUUUGGUGAGGAUUCAAGUUCUGCAAUGGGAGUUGAGAACAGAGCCAAAUUAGAGGCCAGGUUGAGAACUUUGGAAGACAGAGGGAUAAGAAAAAUAAGUGGAACAGGAAAGGCAUUAGCAAAAACAGAAAAAUAUGAACACAAAAGUGAAGUGAAGACUUACGAUCCUUCUGGUGACUCCACACUUCCAACCUGUUCUAAAAAACGCAAAAUAGAACAGGUAGAUAAAGAGGAUGAAAUUACUGAAAAGAAAGCCAAAAAAGCCAAGAUUAAAGUUAAAGUUGAAGAAGAGGAAGAAGAAGAAAAAGUGGCAGAAGAAGAAGAAACAUCUGUGAAGAAGAAGAAGAAAAAGGGUAAAAAGAAACACAUUAAGGAAGAACCACUUUCUGAGGAAGAACCAUGUACCAGCACAGCAAUUGCUAGUCCAGAGAAAAAGAAGAAAAAGAAAAAAAAAAGAGAUAACGAGGAUUAACAGAAAGGAAUUACGAUUAUAUCACCCGGACACACAUCAUGCUUAAGAUUCAACUGGGAGCAUACCAGGGAUGCUGUCUAACGUAAUCAAGGGAAGGUUCAGUAAAACAAAGUGAUUAUCAUCUAUAACUUCAAACUUAUUUGUCUUGACAUCAACUCUGUUAACCUUAUGUCAUCAUUUCUUAGAGUCUUUGAUAUACAAAUAAAAUUUUCUUUGUAUUUUAAGAUAA